AUAUAAAAAAGUAUUAAAAAAUAAAUCCAUUUAAAGUUAUCGAAAGAAAAAAUUAAUAUAUUCAAUAAAUUUAAUACGAAUAAAAUUUAAGCAUAUUAAAAUAACAUGUUGAAAAAUGUACUUAUUUUUAUGCUUAUUUUUAAAUGUAUAACUUGCAAUGAAAAGACAAAUGAAUUUAUGAAAGCGAUUGUAGAUGGAAUAAUUAUGUAUGAGGAUUGUCUUAAAACUUUAGGAGAUUUAUUCAAUCUACGACAUCAAAUGAAAAAUGUAGUUGAAUUAUAUAAUUGGGGUCAUUAUGAAGAAGCAGCUGACAUUUAUCUCAAACCAGAUUCGAAUAUUGUAGAUGUAAUAAAAAUACUUGAACCUAUUUUUUGGACAAAAUUAAACAACACUAAAAAGUCUAAAAAAUUUUUACUUAAAAAUGAAAGUAUUUUAAAAAAUUCCUUCUCAAUAUGUGUUAAAAUGUUUGUGAAAAAGAUCCACAAGAAUGACAAAAUUCUCCAGGACUAUGAAAUCUUUAAGGAAUCAAAAAAAGAAAAUCAAAACAAAGACAUAGAUAUAGAAAUAGAAAGUACUAAAAAUAAACAAAAUAUAUUCAAAAAUAUGUUUGCUAGAAAGGAAGAUUAAUCACAAAGAACCAAAAACUGUUACGAAAAUUUAACACAGUUUUAACAUUUUUAUGUAUGAUUUAAAAAUAAUGAAAACAAUUACUGCGAUUUAAAAUUAUUUAUCCUUGUAAUAAAUGUUUUCUUUAAUUUUAUAAUAAAUGAACUUAAUUGAUAA
Molecule: messenger RNA, 783 nt
Organism: Daktulosphaira vitifoliae (grape phylloxera)
Lineage: Eukaryota; Metazoa; Arthropoda; Insecta; Hemiptera; Phylloxeridae
Exons: 4
Coding region: 106-627 (173 amino acids)
Source: RefSeq, a predicted model, not a curated record